AUGUCACAGAAGCACCCACAGGGCUCUCGCGCGGCGCGACACUGUUCAAAAGUGUCCGCUCGCCAGGAGCAAAGGAGUUCCCCACACCGAAUUGAAUCUUCCCUGCCAAGACUGAAUCCAGCGAUGGGGCUGUCCCACUCGCCUCAGGGUCACUUAAGGUCUAGUCCCCGUUCUGUGCCGGGCUUGGUGGCAGGCCACUAUGCCGGAUGCAAAUUCUCAGAGCCUCCUCUGCCUUCGGCUCUGCCUCUGCCUCCCAAACACUGGAUGCAGACUAGUCGCUCUAUAAGGUUGCCAUUUCAUUCAAUUGCUACUGUGAUUGAUCACAGGGAUGUUACACAGCAGCUGAAGAUGCUGCUGAAGGUACAGGCUUGA
Molecule: messenger RNA, 372 nt
Organism: Phaedon cochleariae (mustard beetle)
Lineage: Eukaryota; Metazoa; Arthropoda; Insecta; Coleoptera; Chrysomelidae
Source: the annotation of a GenBank genome assembly